AUGAAAAACAACUUGGAAAAACAAUUCAUCGUCAUGAAUAAAUUUGAAAGAUUUACAAUGAUGGGGAGAUAUUCACAAUUUACGUUAAAAAUUAAGAGACUUCAUCUAGAAUCAGACAAUAAACAAAAGUUAACGGAACAUAAACACGUAGUGGGAGAAAAUAUCGAAUCAGUCGAAGAAAGAAAAAUGGCAGCGACGCAACAUUAG
Messenger RNA from Clunio marinus, 207 nucleotides. NCBI's taxonomy places the organism in Eukaryota, Metazoa, Arthropoda, Insecta, Diptera, Chironomidae. The record is from the annotation of a GenBank genome assembly.